UUGGCUUCCCCUCGGCGUACUCCGUAAGACCGACGCCCGACCGGUUCAAUAUCUACUCGGCUUACAUUAAACACGCUGGUGUCACUCUCCCAGAUUUUGAUUACUCCUCCGCGCUGAUUUAGUGGGGGACCAGAAUAAAUUUUCUUCAGAGUCUUCGCGGCUUUCGAAAGAGUCGUUUGCAUCCACUUUGACAGGAACAUUCAGAGACAAAAUGCCGGACGUUAUCCUGUACGCUCACGAGAUCAGCGGGCCAUGUCGCGCAGUCUUGAUGACGGCGCACGCGAUCGAUCUUCCGCUGGAUGUUCGUAAGGUGAACAUGGCAGCGAAAGAACACCAGACAGAGGAAUUCACGAAGAUCAACCCCCAACGUUUGAUCCCAGCCAUAAACGACAACGGUUUCACUCUCUCGGACAGUCAUGCCAUCAACUGUUACCUGGUCAGCAAAUACGCCAAGAAUGACGCCUUGUACCCUAAGGACUUGCAGAAACGCGCAAGGGUUGAUCAGUUCCUUCACAUGGACUCGUCUGCGCUGUUCGCCGCUGCGAGGAACGCGUUCACGACCAUGUUCCGUAUGAAGACCGAGAAAGGGAAGAACUCGAAGAUCGAGGCGCCAGAAGCCAACGUCCAGGCGAUGAGGGACGCGUACGACUCUCUGAACAGGUUCCUGGAGGGUAGAAAAUGGCUCGUGGGCGAUUCCUACACCCUCGCCGACAUCAGCUGCGCGACCACUGCGUCCUGUGCAUGCGUUAUCUUGAAUCUGGAGGAUUACCCCAACGUGAACGCCUGGCUGAAAAGAUGCGAGCUCGAGCUCCCCGGCUACAAAGAGCACAACGAGCCUGGCAACAAUUUGUUGUUGAAAACCAUGCGCUCGAAACUCUCUGCUUAAGAUGUUCAACGCUGCGACUCUAUGGACGCUGACACGACAAAUUCACUUAUCGUUGGAUCGCGGAUAUUUGUGGAAAUAUAGCGAAAAUGUUUAUGAUAUUGGGAUUCCUUACGAAGAAAAUCAUUUUCUGUUCGAUGUCGAUCUGAAGGAUACCUAUGUUUAAACAUUUCGACUGGUUGCAUUGUUGCAUUUGUUGAAUACAAUGGAAUCGGUAUAGAUCUGCAUGUUUGCAUCGCAUUGAUUUUUGACUAAAU
This is a messenger RNA of Nomia melanderi (Alkali bee), 1140 nucleotides long. Its product is annotated as glutathione S-transferase 1-like. Gene Ontology annotation, biological process: glutathione metabolic process. Gene Ontology annotation, molecular function: glutathione transferase activity. The record is from RefSeq and is a predicted model, not a curated record. NCBI's taxonomy places the organism in Eukaryota, Metazoa, Arthropoda, Insecta, Hymenoptera, Halictidae.